GUCAUCCCAUGCUCCUCUGCGUGUUGGCCGCACGCUAACAGUCAAAUGGGAGCCAUGCUCUGGCCCCCCAGGGGGAAAACAGUGUUUUUUGUGGAGUUGGGGUCCCGAAGCUUUGUGCGUGGGCAGUCUUGGACCUGGCCACACUGAGAUAAGGAAGCCUCCUCAGCUGGUAUUGAUGCCGAAUGUGACUUUUUAGCGUAUUAAAAUGGCUGCGCCCCAAAACGCCGUCCCUUCCUUGUCGGAAUGCCAGUGCCUCAUCUGUGUGGAAAUCUUAAUCGAGCCCGUAACUCUGCCUUGUAACCACACACUCUGUAAUCAGUGUUUCCGGUCAACUAUCGAAAAGGCAAGUUUAUGCUGUCCUUUCUGUCGCCACCGGAUCUCUUCGUGGACCCGGUACCAUGCCCGAAGAAAUUCUCUUGUCAACCUGGAACUGUGGCAGAUGAUUCAAAAACACUAUCCAGAAGAAUGCAGGCUUAGAAUGUCUGGGCAGAAAUCAGAGGAGAUGGUUGAUGACUUUAAGCCAGUUUGCUUAUUAAGUAAGCCCGGGGAAUUGAGAAAAGAAUAUGAAGAGGAGGUAAGCAAGAUGGAGGCAGAGCGACGAGCCAUUGAAGAAAAUGAAGAAAAAAUGAGUAAAGAAUACAUACAGAGAUUAUUGGCAGAAGAAGAAGAGGAGGAAAGACGGCAGUCACGAAAAAGGCAAAGAGAGCUGGAGGAACAACUGAAAAGUGAUGAAGAACUAGCAAGAAAGCUAAGCUUUAAUCUUAAUUACUGUGACAGAAAGGACGUGGCUUCUCCUUUGAAUUCCACAAAACCUGGUACGGUCACAGCCAAGUCUCCAAAGAAAAGUAAGAAGAGAAACACCAACACUGGAGAUAUUCAGACAUACUUCUCACCUAAAUUUCAGUUUGGGUCAACAUCACGGUCUGAAGUUGCCCAAGAAAGCAGGAAUAUCUCCAUGUCCAAGGAAACUGACACCACUGUCGUAAAAAGCCCUGUGUGGCAAGAUACAGUAAGUGAAGAAGAUAUGCCAACAGUUUUUCCACAACUAUCCAUGGACAUUCAGGAACAGGCUGCACAGUCUUCAGUAGAGUCACCUGUACCUCAGUUGCAUGACAACGGUAGAGAAUGGUGCCUUCAACAAAAAAUGAAAAUGAAACGAAGCAAUCGUGAUAAAGAGGUACGUGUCCUAAAUAACAAGGGACCUGAAGCCAGAGUUCCCUGCUUUGGAGAAACAGAGAGUGCAUGCACUGUAUCAGGUAUGACACAGAUAAUUGAAAGUAACAAAGUUGACACAGAAAAUGAAGACGAUUGCCCACUGAUCAGUGAAGAUAUUACCAAAGGAAAAAACCAGGAAUCUUUGUUUGAAGCAGUCACGGAUCCAUGCAUUUCUGCAAAAAGAAAGAAAAUGUUCCCCAAAGCUUCCUCAGCUCCAGAGGAAACAGAAAUCCACGUUACCGAGAAUGUCAUAGAUUUGGAAUGCUUGCCUUCUGAGAGAAAUAAACAGGAAGAGCAGGACUGGUUUUUUGCAUAUCAGCUUCAGCAAGAAAUAGAUAAAGAACAAGUGAAGCCCAACCGGCAAAAAGGGUCCCCAGAUGAAUAUCAGCUACGUCAUAUGUCUUCACUUCCAGACAAAUUGCGAAGUGGGCAGAGGAAGUAUUCCAAAGACCAGAAGUUCAAAAAACAGACUGAUAGAGAGCAUUUAAAAUCUCGGAGAGGCUCAGAAAAUGAAAACUGACAGCCAUCUCUUAAGAUCCAGUUGAAACAUUCAGUUAAUGUUAACAGGAGAAAGAUACCAAAUCCUUCUACAGAUAAUUGUAAUGUAUCUAAAAGGGCUCAUUCCCUACCAUCUAGUAAGUCACAGACAACUAUUUUUCAGAUGUUUCAGAGGUAUGGAAAGUAAUGUGUGAGUAAAGGGAGUCUUUUGUAAUCUAGUAAAGCUGGAUUGUGAUCAUC
Herpailurus yagouaroundi (jaguarundi) is the source of this 1953-nucleotide messenger RNA. RefSeq names its product E3 ubiquitin-protein ligase RNF168-like. Gene Ontology annotation, cellular component: site of double-strand break; nucleus. The record is from RefSeq and is a predicted model, not a curated record. Gene Ontology annotation, biological process: double-strand break repair; protein ubiquitination. Gene Ontology annotation, molecular function: ubiquitin-protein transferase activity; nucleosome binding. The transcript has a single exon. Lineage: Eukaryota; Metazoa; Chordata; Mammalia; Carnivora; Felidae.